GGAACAAAAGCCGCGGUCCGGUCAGAGCGGGGGAGCCGGAAAUGUCCCGAAAAUCCGCCUGAGAACAAAGCUAUGGUUCGGCCGCAUGUGCUUCUUUCUGCUUUUUUAAUGCCUUCAUCUUUCAAGCUCAUCGGCGCAAUUCCUCCAUCCGGUCUUGUUCGUCCAUGGUCUUCCACCACACCAUGACGAUCAUUUUUUAAUCUCGUUAUUGAAUUCCCUGGUGAUCCUAUUCCCCUUCCCCCUCCUCCUCCCGUGCUUCUCUUAUAAGACAGGCCUGCACAUCUGCCUCCGCUCGCUUUCUUGGGUGGCCUUUUUUUUUGUUCUCCCCUCCCCCCCCCUCCGAGGUUCCCUCGCCCACUUCUACCUUCUUACCUUGUCUUGUUCCUUUCGUCAAUAAUCGUAAUCAUGGGUGCCGUGGAGAUCCCCCCUCUACAAUAUACUCCCGUUGAGGAGAUCCAGUCUCAUGUCUCGACGGCUCGCAAGACAUUCAAUGCGCACAAGACCCGCGAUGUGGAGUACCGGCUGGUCCAGCUCCGCAAGCUUUACUGGUCUGUGAAGGAUCAUCUAGAGGAAAUGCGCGAAGCGCUACGAUUGGACCUAGGCCGACCUAAAUUUGAGGCCGAACUCGGCGACACCAACUGGGUGCUGAACGAUAUCAUCUUUGUGUGCCGCAACUUGGAGAACUGGGUCAAGGAUGAGAAGGCGGAGAAUAUUGAUAUCACUUUCAAGCUCAUGAACCCGAAAAUCCGGAAGGAUCCGUUGGGUUGUGUUUUGGUCAUUGGACCGUUUAAUUUUCCUUUCCAGUUGACCCUGGGUCCGGUUAUCGGUGCCAUCGCCGCUGGUUGUACGGUGGUGGUCAAGCCCAGUGAAAAGUCCUCCCAUUGCGCCGUGGUCAUCCAGCGGAUCAUCGAGGCGGCGCUGGAUCCGGAGGCGUACAUAGUAGUGCAGGGAGGAGUCUCGGAGACUCAGGCGCUCCUUGCCGAGCGGUGGGAUAAGAUCUUCUUCACCGGCAGCGCCAACGUCGGCCGCAUCGUCUGCAAGGCAGCUGCGACUCAUAUGACCCCGAUCGUGCUCGAGCUGGGGGGCCUCAACCCUGCGUUCAUUUCCAGAAACGCAGAUCCCAGGCUGGUGGCGCGUCGGCUACUGUGGGGAAAAACCCUGAAUGCCGGACAGCUCUGCACCUCGCAGAAUUACAUGCUCGUAGAGAGACCCAUUCUGCCCGCGGUGGUCGAGGAGUUCAAGAAGGCCUACAGCGAGUUCUGGCCGCAGGGAACGAAGAAGGACUUCAGUCGCAUCAUUGACGAUGCGUCGUUCCAGCGCAUCAAGAGGAUGGUCGACAACACAAAGGGCAAGAUCCUUCUGGGAGGAACGAUGGACGAGAAGGAGCGCUUCAUCGAGCCAACGCUCGUGCAGAUUGACUCCAUCAAUGACUCCUUGGUCACCGAGGAGAGCUUCGGUCCCCUGUUAACCAUUCUCCCCGUCGACAGCCUCGAUGAGGCUAUCGAGAUCGCCAACGGUGUGCAGGCUACACCCCUGGCUCUCUAUCCGUUCGGCACCAAAGCCGAAGCUGAGAAGAUUCUUUCCCAAACCCGCUCCGGCGGUGUCUCCAUCAACGAUGCGUCGCUGCACAUCCCCACUCUCGAAUUCGGCGGUGUAGGCGAAAGUGGCUCCGGCGCCUACCGUGGCAAGGCCAGCUUCGACGUCUUCGUGCACCGCCGCGCCAUCACCACCAGCCCUGGCUGGGUUGAAUCCGCCCUGGCCAUCCGCUAUCCGCCGUUCGGCAAGAAGCAGGACUUCUUCAUCAAGGCCGGCAGCCUGACUCCGGACUUUGAUCGCAACGGACAGAAGCUUCGCCUUGGCUGGCUCCGCUAUCUAUUGACGCUUGGAGGCGGAUCGGCCAAGUCCGGCGUCACUCGUGCCACCAUUGUUGCUGCGGUGGCGUAUUUCGCAUUACAGCUCCUCGACCGCAGGGGUUCAAGGCUGUAAUGUUGACGAUCUCAAGCACGCUUAUGUCAUGUUCUAAUCUAUUCUUGGUAAUUGAACUUUGAGAUGAUUGAGUGAUGUUUUUACUGGGUUUUGGGAUUUGUCCGAUAUGUCUUGUGCUUGAUUCAUGUUGUCUGCUAUCCCGGUCCCCUCCCACCGUUUUGGUGGAUGACCGGAUCUGAUAUGGGUUGACCUUCGAUCUUCACCAUGUUUAUGAUUAUGUAUACUAUAGUUUGUUUGCAUCUUGUGUUCUGCGGAAUGGGGGUUGUAUAUAUGAUUUUUAGGUUCGGGGUGGUUAGCGAGCAGGCUAGCUACUAGCCAGCAAGCAGAAAUCCAAGUAUAAUU
Messenger RNA from Aspergillus saccharolyticus JOP 1030-1, 2328 nucleotides. RefSeq names its product hexadecenal dehydrogenase. Gene Ontology annotation, molecular function: aldehyde dehydrogenase (NAD+) activity. The transcript is spliced from 5 exons. The coding region runs from base 406 to 1986 and encodes 526 amino acids. Gene Ontology annotation, biological process: aldehyde metabolic process. Gene Ontology annotation, cellular component: cytoplasm. The record is from RefSeq and is a predicted model, not a curated record. NCBI's taxonomy places the organism in Eukaryota, Fungi, Ascomycota, Eurotiomycetes, Eurotiales, Aspergillaceae.